This is a messenger RNA of Protopolystoma xenopodis, 1578 nucleotides long. The record is from the annotation of a GenBank genome assembly. Lineage: Eukaryota; Metazoa; Platyhelminthes; Monogenea; Polystomatidea; Polystomatidae.
AUUGAACCUCGCAAACAAAGUGCUACUGAAAAAAUCAACGCCAGAGACUCAGCUCGAACACCUCAGUUAUUUGGUAGCAACCUACCUGCAUCUUUUCUGCCAGUUGAUGAUAAGGAUAGACUUAGACAUCAGCUAAAGGAAGAACGCAAUAAAGAAUAUAACGAGUUUCUUCGGCAGAUGAAUACGCCACAUAGGCUUCGAAAUUCAGCUAGCAAUGAUCCUCCUGACUUCACUUCUUUGAAUUUACCUUCUACCUCCAAGCCUGAACUGAGGACCACUGCAGAUGCACUCAAAACAGCAAGUUCAAUUUACGAAUCACGUAGUUCUUCCCUCCUAGAAAAUUCUGAAACUAGAUUGAAGCUUCUUGAGCAAGAAUACGAUAGAAUUAAGCGGGAGCUUCCACUUUUAGCUAACAACCAUCAAAUUAGGUCCAUGCCUAGUCCGGAUCCCAACAAUUUCUCAACUCCUGUUAAAAAUCACACCGAACAUUCUAUCAUUCCUUUUGGCCGACUUGCUACUCCUAAUUCAAAAAGAAGAGAGAAGGAGAACUAUCGAAAGGAAUUAGAAGAGCAAAUAAGAUCCAAAACAAAUUCGUCUUUCAGACAUAGUGAUUUACGCAAAGAAGAAAAUUCGUUUUCAUUUUUUGAUAAACUGUUUGAAAAGAAUCCUAAGCCUGUUGAGAAGAAAAAUAACAAAAACGAGACAAUGAAUUUUGACCAUAUUGCAAAGGCUUUCGACUAUAAGACACCCGCCGAUGACGCAUAUUUUAGCCUUGCCGAAGUUGACCCUCUUGAUACUUCUCGUAUGUCAGUCUUGGCAGAUUCAGUUUUAAAGGGUCAAAAGCAUUCCAGCACAAACUCAAGUGAAUCACCAUUUCCUAAUUCCGAAAUUGAAAAUCCCAGAAAAACAAAUAAAAAUUCUUACGCUGUUGAGCUUCAACGCCAGAUUGAAGAGGUCAGGAGGAGGAAGGAGGAAGAAAAAAUGAAAGAACUGGAAUAUAACAGACAAAAAGACGAAGAGAUUGCUCAAUAUCACUCUUCUUAUCAAAAGCCUAUUAAUCCUGGAGGCAGAAGGAGUUUUCCUCAGAGAACAGCUAUGGAGUUGUCUCAAACGGAUGAUAAGUCUUCAUUUGUAGGUAUUUCGAACGAUAAAGAUCAAACUAAUACAUACGCCAGAGGCGGUCAUGGAAUUUUUGGACAUCCAUUAACAGAUGAACAAAAAAAUAAGGCUAAUCAAUACAAGCAGGAACUAGCGAAGCAAAUCAGUGAGCGAAAACUGGCUGCCGAAGAAGCCAAAUCGCGUGAGCUUGAACUGGAAAUCAAGGAGCGCGAACGAAUUGAACUUGAACGACAAAGAAUUCAAACUGAAUAUGAAAAUGAGCAAGCUAGUAGAAGAGCCAAACAAGAAGCAAUCAGAAAGGACAACGAAGUUUCUAGGCUCGAAAUGGAAGAAAAGCGCCAGAAAAGUAACAAAACCAAGGAGAAAAGUGGGGUUACUUUAUCCGACCUCAAAUCUGCGGAAAGAACUAGGCCAACCGAUAAUCCUCAAAUGAUAAAUCACAACUGGAAGAGCUACUGA